This is a messenger RNA of Ooceraea biroi (clonal raider ant), 3212 nucleotides long. It is a transcript of the gene GlyRS, whose product is annotated as glycine--tRNA ligase. Gene Ontology annotation, cellular component: mitochondrion; cytoplasm. Lineage: Eukaryota; Metazoa; Arthropoda; Insecta; Hymenoptera; Formicidae. Gene Ontology annotation, biological process: mitochondrial glycyl-tRNA aminoacylation. Gene Ontology annotation, molecular function: ATP binding; glycine-tRNA ligase activity. The record is from RefSeq and is a predicted model, not a curated record.
GCAUAUAAUAUUUUUAAACUAAGCAGUGAAAAGUAAUUCACGCGCGUACGUACGUCAGUUAGUACUCAUGCCUACAAAAUUACAAUGGAUUUCAUUACAAUGUUGAGCAAUCAUGAGUUACUGAGUUUUUGAAAAAAAUUAGUUAUAUUAAAUAGUCUUAAUCUUUGUUAUCGCUCGAAAAAGUGACAUGGAAAAUAAUAAUAUGACAUAGGAAAUAAGUAAAGCAAAGAUUUCUAACGUUGCUCUUAGCAACAGUUUUGAAUGUAUUUUAAAGUAUUAAAAACUGUUAAUGUUUAACACAAUUGCUUUGUAUCUAUCGUAUCUAUCGGUGAAUAACUAAUAAUAGAUAGAUACAUUAGUGAAUGGAACGCAAUGCGUAGACAAUAAGUUAACUGAAAUGUUAAGAGCGAUUGUUACAGAGUUAAUUAAUAUUUUACAUCGGUGACAUUAAAUGUUCUAAUCGUUCUAAUCAAGAUUUUGUCAAUUUGAAUUUCCCGCGUGAAGGCAGAUUCUAACCUCACUCAGUAGCGUAUGAAUUUAACCACGUCUCCGGGUGUUCCGAAUAACCUAAAAAUCUCGGUGGAGCCGCAUGGCACGCAUAUCGUGAACGUGCACCGCGCAUCCACUUUCACGGCGAGUGCAGAUGCUUAGACGCGCUUUGCAUCAGGUCGCGAGUAGGUUAGCGACAUACGGCUUGUCCAAGCACGUUCCACUCGCGAGACCGCCCGUCAGAAACGUCACGUCCACCGUUAGCCUGCUCGAUUUCAGCCGGUGGGGCACCAAGAAGGCAAACAGAAAGGUGAAGAUCGCCCUCGCGCUCGAUAUGAAUCCUGAAGUCGAAGCAGCUCUGGCGCCGCUCCGGGCGAGCGUCAAGGAACAAGGUGACUAUGUACGGAAACUGAAAUCUGACGGUGCUCCGGAGUUAGACAUCAAAAAGGCCGUGGCAGAAUUGAAACUGCGCAAGAAAGUACUGGAAGACAAAGAGCUGCUUCUUGCGUCUGACAAUGUGACCUUCGAUAGAGCAAGAAUGGAGGAUCUCUUGAAGCGUAGAUUCUUCCUGGACCAAUCCUUUGCGAUUUAUGGUGGUAUUACCGGCCAAUACGACUUCGGGCCUAUGGGCUGCUCGUUGAAGACGAACCUGAUAAAUGCCUGGCGGAGCUUCUUCGUGCUGGAGGAACAGAUGCUGGAAGUCGAUUGCUCCAUUCUGACACCCGAGCCCGUGCUGAAGGCAUCCGGCCAUGUGGAAAGAUUCGCUGAUCUGAUGGUGAAGGAUACGAAAACUGGCGAGUGCUUCCGGUUGGAUCAUCUGAUUAAGGCGCACCUAGAAAAGAUAAUCUGCGAUAAGAAAACGGACGAGCAAACGCGCGAGGAAUGCAGAGACAUCAUUAUCAAGCUGGACGGCAUGACGAGGGAUGAAAUGGCCGGGAUUUUAUUAAAGUAUAAGAUGAAAUCACCCGUUUCCGGUAACGAUCUAACGGAACCGAUAGAAUUCAACCUGAUGUUCGGCACGCAAAUUGGCCCAACGGGCCUCGUCAAGGGUUUCCUGAGACCGGAGACGGCGCAAGGUAUCUUCGUGAACUUCAAGAGAUUGCUAGCGUUCAAUCAGGAACGAUUGCCUUUCGCUGCGGCUCAGAUCGGCAACGCAUUCAGGAACGAGAUCUCGCCGCGGUCAGGCCUGAUACGCGUCCGUGAGUUCACUAUGGCGGAGAUCGAGCACUUCUGCGAUCCGAACGACAAGAGUCAUCCGAAAUUCGAGACAGUGAAGGACAUGAGCAUGCUGCUGUACUCGGCUUGCAAUCAGAUGGAUGGCAAGAGCGCGCAGCGUAUCACCAUAGGCCAAGCCGUCUCGUCCGGCCUCGUGGCGAACGAGACCCUGGGUUAUUUCAUGGCCAGGAUUCAUCAGUUUCUGCUGAAAGUCGGCAUUGACCCGGCUCGUCUGCGCUUCCGUCAGCACAUGAGUAACGAAAUGGCGCAUUAUGCCUGCGACUGCUGGGACGCUGAAUGCCUGACCUCUUAUGGAUGGAUAGAGUGCGUGGGAUGCGCGGACCGAUCAGCGUACGAUCUAACACAGCACACCAAGGCUACCGGCGUGAAGUUGGUGGCGGAGAAGAAGCUACCUGCCCCGAAAACGGUGGGCGUCUGCGAGAUCGUGCCGAACAAGGUGCUAAUCGGCAAAACGUUCAAGAAGGACAGCAAAGCCGUUCAGGACACGCUGGCGGCGUUAGGCGAGAAUGAGAUCGUGUCUUUGGAAAAAUCACUUAACGCGAACGGAGGGCACGAGCUGACGCUGUCCAAUGAUACCGUCGUGAGGAUCACUAAAGAGAUGAUAGAGGUGAAGCGUUAUCAGAAGACUGUCCAUGUCGAGGAGAUUAUACCGUCGGUGAUUGAGCCCUCCUUCGGAGUCGGUCGUAUCAUGUACGCCCUGUUCGAGCAUAACUUCCGUGCCAGGGAAGGCGAUGAGAAGAGGACGUACUUUGCUCUGCCGCCGGUAGUAGCACCGUUGAAGUGCUCGGUGUUACCGCUCAGCGGCAACGAUGAAUUUGUGCCUUUUGUAAAAAAAUUAUCACAAGAUCUUACAAGAGCGGAUGUCUCGCACAAAGUGGAUGAUUCGUCCGGUAGCAUAGGACGCAGAUAUGCACGUACUGACGAAAUAGCAAUACCAUUCGGCAUUACCAUUGAUUUCGAUACUCUGAAGAUGCCUCACAGCGCAACUCUUAGAGACAGAGACAGCAUGGGUCAAGUCAGAAUAAACCUGGAUGAGCUGCCCAAUGUUGUCAGAGACCUUUCCUAUGGAAGGACCACUUGGACGGAAGUAGAAGCGAAGUAUCCCAAAUUCGAACAGCAGGAGUCAACGGAACCAUGAAGAGAAAGUAGAUAGACCUGGGAAUAAUUUAUUUGUACUAUAUAAAUGUAUACUACGAAGCAUUUUUAUACAUUCAAUUUGCCUGCCAGUGAAGACGUAAUUUGCAUUUAAUUCCGUUGUUUCCAAUAACCUGUCAAUUAAAAGAUUUAAUCUUGUGAUUCUUUACAGUGAGUUUUGAAAUUUCUGUAAUAUGCAGUUAUGCAAAGAAUAAUUUCAAGAAUUAAAUUUUUAUUGUUAUACAAAUUAUUUCCAACUUUCCAAUUUAUUGGCAUGACACUCCAAUCAUUGUUUUUACUCAUUCACGAGUUCUUAUGAAAUAUGUAAGUAAUAAAGAUCUGUUCGUUUGUAA